Messenger RNA from Menidia menidia (Atlantic silverside), 2485 nucleotides. The record is from the annotation of a GenBank genome assembly. Lineage: Eukaryota; Metazoa; Chordata; Actinopteri; Atheriniformes; Atherinopsidae.
UUUAUAUUUGUAAUGCUAUCAGGAAUACAGUCAGCUACACAAAAAAUAAAUAAGGACUUAGGACAAUAACUUUUUUUCAAAGAUUGUUCUCAUCAGUGCAAAAAAAAGAAGUCACAUUUUCAGUCAGUGAAGCAGGUGUUAUCUUACAAUUACACAAAACACAUGCUGUGGCACGUGAUGGCAAAUUAAAGAGAAAUGCUCCUCCCUUAUUUCAGUCGCAUCUUCGCAAUACUGCUCUCUAUAUAAAGCAACUUCAGAAAAGGUCUGUCGCCCAAAAGAAAAUCUUCAGAAUCCCCGCUCAUAUCUGUAGCUUCCAGACCUCAGAGCUAGUAUGGGAAAGGUUCAACAGGUUGACUGCGAGUGCAAAGAAAAAAAGACAGAGUUCAGUUUAGUGCGGGUCAAAGGAACAUGGAAGAGCAAACCGGGGAAGAAGAUUAACAAGGACCCUGUUGACUGUGUCUCACCUGCCAAAAUAUUUGAGAGCGUCACAGAGCAUGGCACCUCUUGGACCGUGGUCAGCCCCAUCACCUUUACUUACAAGGUAACCGAAACCCAUGGUUUGCUGGAUCCGGGCAACAGCACUCUGCUCGUGGGCCACAUCACCGACUCACAGCAGCUAGAGGACAUCAAAAAGUCAAACAAGCCAAUCAGAAGGUUCAUAGUCAUCGACCAGGAAGUCUGCGAUAUUUACGGCUCCAAGCUCACCGAAUACUUAGAGGCUAACAAUGUGAUGUACAAGAUCUUGGCGCUUCCGACCACCGAGGAGAACAAAUCCAUGGAAACGGCCCUGAAGAUCCUCGAUGAGGUCAACAACUUUGGCCUGGACCGGCGCACCGAACCCAUCAUUGCCAUCGGGGGGGGAGUGUGUCUUGACAUAGUGGGCCUGGCCGCCUCGCUCUACAGGAGGCGCACCCCGUACAUCAGGGUCCCAACCACACUUCUUUCUUACAUCGACGCCAGCGUAGGGGCAAAGACAGGGGUCAACUUUGCCAACUGCAAGAACAAGCUGGGGGCCUACAUCCCGCCUGUCGCUGCCUUACUCGACCUGUCAUUUAUACAAAGCGUUCCACGAAGACACAUCUCCAACGGGCUGGCAGAGAUGUUAAAGAUGGCUUUGAUGAAGCACAAGGGUCUCUUUGAGCUCCUGGAGGAACACGGCUGCAUGCUGUUGGAUACCAAAUUUCAGGCUGACAACACUGUAUACGGGCACAGCAGCCAAAAGGCCGCAUCGCAGGCCACCCGCAUAGCCAUCACCACCAUGCUGGAGGAGCUGGCCCCCAACCUCUGGGAGGACGAUCUGAACAGACUAGUUGACUUUGGCCACCUUAUAAGCCCAGCAUUAGAGAUGAAAGUUCUUCCCUCUCUACUGCACGGCGAGGCAGUGAACAUCGAUAUGUCCUACAUGGUUUAUGUUUCCCACGAGAGUGGUCUAUUGACAGAAGAAGAGAAGAAGAGGAUCAUCAGCUGCAUGGUGGGCCUGGAGCUCCCUGUCUGGCACGAGGAGUUUACCAUGGAACUCAUACAAAAAUCCCUGCAGGACAGGCUGAAACAUUCUGGGGGCCUGGUCAGAAUGCCUCUACCCGUUGGUCUCGGCCAAGCCGAAAUUUUUAACAGCACUUCAUAUGACGUGCUGUACCGAGCUCACGUCAAGUGGUGUGAAGAGCUGAGCGUUUCCUCCGACAGCACUUGCGAUGCUUAACCUCGGCAUUCUUCGUUCUACCACAAGCAAUUUGAAAAGAUAUAGUUUAUAUGUUACAAAACUUUAGUUAGUAAUAAGUGGUCUGGUGUUGCAUGCGAACAUGGGUUUGGAAACUUUAAGUAGUUUCGAAUCGGAGAAUAAAUGUACAGUAUUUUCACAAAUAUACUCGCUAAGGCCAUAAGUGGGGCAGCUCUGUUAACGCUGGCAGUAUUUCUACGCAAUGGUUUAAUAUGAGAAACCUGUGUCUGACCAGGAGUCUGUCAGCUUUAGUUUCCACAAUGAUCUUUCUGUAAAUGGUGGUCGAAAUGGUAUGGAUGCUGGUUGUCUUUAUUUCACAAGGUUACAAAACAGAUUAAAUAAAAUGUUUUUUUUUUAGAAAAUAGUUCAAUUGUUGUUGAACCUGUUUUUAAUCACCAUGUAAGUGCUGCAACAGCAAACCAGUUAUGUGACAAGUGGUUUGCUUGUUGCACACCUGUGGCUUCUGACUGUCAAAUACAAUAAAAAUACUCCAAUGAAGAUUUUUGUUAUACAUCACAAAGUGUCUUUUUUUCUUUUUUUUAAAUAAUGGCUCUCAUAAAUGUUUUUCAAUUGACAUAUACCUCUUUUUGUGUUCACAAAUUAACACAAUCAUUUAAGACAUUUGCGACACAGAUGUCUGAUUAAGACUUGAUAACUGAUCUUGUACAACUGGAAUCACAUAAAUGUUGCGACCACAGUUUUAACAUUUCUUGUUUGUGGCAGUUUGUAGCUUAACUACAGGAGUACCAAUAAACAGCACUGACGGUG